This is a messenger RNA of Sparassis crispa, 591 nucleotides long. RefSeq lists its product as hypothetical. The record is from RefSeq and is a predicted model, not a curated record. The coding region runs from base 1 to 591 and encodes 196 amino acids. The transcript is spliced from 3 exons. Lineage: Eukaryota; Fungi; Basidiomycota; Agaricomycetes; Polyporales; Sparassidaceae.
AUGGAUGUCAGCAUCAUCCUUCGCAAAUACACCCUCGCGAAAGCUCUUCUUUGCAUUGAGAUCUUUACCGAGCUCUUCGACCCGAUUCUGUGGAAAGCAUGGGCAGUCCGGAUGCACGUCCUGCUGGUCUUCAUGGUCCAAGCUCAGUCUGAGGUGACCAGCGUGGGGAUCAUCCUACCCCUUUCGCGUGAUAUCCCCAUCCUUUCCCAAGUGGAAAUACACCUUGCGAUGGCUCGCACUAUAGAGGUCGAUCAUCGGAUGAUACCUCAGAUUGCUGACCACCUUCCUGCUGUCAUUUCUUAUGAUUUGACUGCCCGUGUUCUGUAUGAUGACCCCACUGUCCACGAGGACUUUGAUUUGAGGCACCCGCUGGAUGGUCUCCCUGACAUUGGAACGUUACGCCUUCGGGUUGAGACGUUGCACGAUGCAGCCCGUGGACUGUACGAUGUCAUGCGCGGAAUCACCUGUAGACGUGAGUUAGCGGAUGGCAUGUUGAGACGGUUGCAGAUCAUAGUCGAGGAGUUGGAAGUAGCCUUCGGGCUUGUAGCAUUCCCUCCUCCGAUAACCAGCUUCCAAUUGGUGUCGGACUAA